Hyaloscypha bicolor E is the source of this 933-nucleotide messenger RNA. RefSeq lists its product as uncharacterized. Bases 1 to 933 code for a protein of 310 amino acids. The record is from RefSeq and is a predicted model, not a curated record. The transcript is spliced from 4 exons. Lineage: Eukaryota; Fungi; Ascomycota; Leotiomycetes; Helotiales; Hyaloscyphaceae.
AUGUACCCCAAAAUCCGAAGUUCAUUCCUGGUUUUCCACAGAGACAUCCAAGAAUACAGGAGACAAUACAACCACCAAGAAUGGCACCAAGGGUUUCACCUACAGUCAAACCUACCGCAAUGUACGCGCUCCCAAGGUGAGGGUGCCAACAGAGACACCGAGGAUGGCCCCGCUUGCACGGGUUGCGAAGUUGGAACCGGUGUUGUAGAUCGGGACGGAGAUGGGGAGUUCGUCUUCUUGCUGCGAAAGCUCAGUCUGUCUCUCUACUUCGAGUGGUUGCUCUUUUCUGCCAUUAUUGCUUUUGUGAUGUUCGAUGUUGGGUUGAGGCUGAUGAUGCUGGAGAAUAAAUACAUGACAGGGGCAUUGACGACAGCCGUAGGACUUGCAACCUUCCAGCUGAAGUACUUCAUAUGUCCCCUUUAUCCAGUAAACGCCGCAUACUUUCGCAUCUUUUCGAAGGAGCUGAUUCUUCCAGAAACUGUGAUAGGCCCGUCUCACCCAGCAGCCAGUCAGGUGUACACAGAGCAAACUGUGCCGCAGAGCUUAAAUUCGAAGAGCCCCAAGGGCAAGAAACAGGCCAAGAAACAAGCCAAGACGACAACCACCAAGCUUCCUUACCAAAGCCCCACUGUUUCUGACGACGAUUCGCACCCGCUCGAUGACCCACUCGAUCCACUCCUUAUCAAUUCGAAACCUGACGAUAUCCCCAAGCCUAUUAGGCUAAAUAAUGCAUAUGCGGACUGGUUGGCUGAAGAGGCAGCUGGAGAGCUAGAACCGGCAUACAAGAAGGAGUCUGUAAGAUCGAUUACUACAAGGCACGGAUUGGGCGAAUCUUCAUUGAGAUAUCGAAUUAGUUGCAAGAAGAGCAAGGCAGAAGAAGCACAAGAUCGGCAGAGGUUAACUCCUCUUGAGGAAGAAGCCUUAAAGAACUAG